AAUAUCCUGGCCGAGCGGGCGCGAGAGAGGCUGAGGCUGCGCCCGCGCGGGCGCGGAGCUGGCAAGAGGGCUGCGGAGGCGGUGCCGACGGGGCCAGCUGAGGCGCGCGGGGGCUUGGGGGCGCCCGGGAGCUUGUUGCUUGCACUGUUUCUCCGGUUCGCUGGGUCCCGACGGGAGGUCCGACUGCGAAAGGCAGAAUGUCGGUGGCGGGGCUGAAGAAGCAGUUCUACAAGGCGAGCCAGCUGGUCAGUGAGAAGGUCGGAGGGGCUGAAGGGACCAAGCUUGACGAUGACUUCAAAGAAAUGGAGAAGAAGGUGGAUGUUACCAGCAAGGCUGUGGUGGAAGUGCUGGCCAGAACCAUUGAAUAUCUGCAGCCCAACCCAGCCUCGCGGGCCAAGCUGACAAUGCUCAACACAGUAUCCAAGAUCCGUGGGCAGGUGAAGAAUCCUGGCUACCCGCAGUCGGAGGGCCUGCUUGGCGAAUGCAUGAUUCGUCAUGGGAAGGAGCUGGGUGGCGAGUCCAACUUCGGUGAUGCCCUUCUGGAUGCAGGGGAGUCCAUGAAGUGCCUGGCUGAGGUAAAGGACUCCCUGGACAUAGAGGUCAAGCAGAAUUUCAUCGAUCCCCUCCAGAACCUGUGCGACAAAGACCUGAAGGAGAUCCAGCACCACCUGAAGAAGCUGGAGGGCCGCCGCCUAGACUUUGACUAUAAGAAGAAGCGGCAGGGCAAGAUCCCCGAUGAGGAGCUGCGCCAGGCCCUGGAGAAGUUCGAAGAGUCCAAGGAGGUGGCCGAGACCAGCAUGCACAACCUCCUGGAGACUGACAUUGAGCAGGUGAGCCAGCUCUCUGCCCUGGUGGACGCCCAGCUGGAAUACCACCGGCAGGCUGUGCAGAUUCUGGACGAGCUGGCUAACAAGCUGAAACGAAGGAUGCGGGAAGCCUCUUCGCGCCCUAAGCGCGAGUAUAAGCCCAAGCCUCGGGAGCCCUUUGACCUUGGAGAGCCUGAACAGUCUAACGGUGGCUUCCCCUGCGCCCCGGCCCCCAAGAUCACAGCCUCAUCAUCCUUCCGAUCUUCCGACAAGCCUAUCCGGACCCCCAGCAGGAGCAUGCCGCCCUUGGACCAGCCAAGCUGCAAGGCACUAUAUGACUUUGAGCCUGAGAAUGAUGGGGAGCUGGGCUUCCACGAGGGUGACAUCAUCACGCUGACCAACCAGAUCGACGAGAACUGGUACGAGGGCAUGCUCCAUGGCCAGUCGGGCUUCUUCCCCCUGAGCUAUGUGGAGGUGCUGGUGCCCCUGCCUCAGUGACAGCAUCAGCCUGCCCACCCUCUGUCCAGAUCGCCUGUAUUCCACUUGGCCCGAAGCGCAGCAAGGGUAGUGCUCCUCCCAGGGCCUCCUGAGGUAUUUCUGGGGCACUAGGGACUUGAGGCCGCAGGGCCAGGCGGGGAGCCAGGGGCCCUGUUUACACUAGUCCUCACCCAUAGUGGUGGGGGGGGCUCCCCUCCCCACUCCAUGUAGCCGUCUGGGGCUCCACCGCCCUGAGGGGGUUAACACUAAGGUGCUCUUAGAAACACUAACUUCAUCCUGCCUCCUCCAGGACUGGUAACUCUGGGUGGUCCCCUCCACUCAAAGACACACACUUCUCCUCUGUCCCCUUCACACUGGGGCCCAGCCCACUCUGACCCACCCUUACUGUGAGCAAAUUUUCUGAAAGUGUGAUGGGGUAGUCCAAGCAGGACCCUUGGCCCAGGCUCAUCAACCUGCUUUUAAAUUCCCCCAAAACACUCCUUGUCAGGCACCUGCAUGCCCACAGAUGCCACCUAUCUAGGAGGGCUCCCCCAGGGAUCCUCGGGCUGGGUCCCUAUGGACAGGCCCUCUCCUCAGCUGCAGUGUACUGAACCCCACACAUCCAUGCCCACCACCCUACCCCGGGCUCCCUCUGCCCCCACCUGCAGGGUGCCCUAUCCCCAACCAAGCACAUGGAACGUUUCUCUCUGGCACAAGCUGCCACUACCAACUAUGCACGCGCACACACUGACACCCCACACACGGGACCAUGGGAGCCCCCAGUUUCCACUCUGCUGAUGGUCAAGCACAAAGGCUUUGAUGAAUGAAUGUUCCCAGACCCCUGGCUGCUGGGGUCAUCCUGGGGCGGGUCACAGGGCCUCCCCCAUCCCAAGCUGGCUGCCGUCCCCCUGUUGACAGUGUUCCCAACUGUCUCCUCCAGACCAAGGUAGGCAGCUGCCCAGACCAGCAGGGCCCAGACCAGCAGGGCCCAGCCCUGCAUCCGCUUCCCCUCUUUCCUAAUCUGAAAUUGGCUCAGUCAGGGGACCUCAGGCCCAGUUCACAUUCCCUUCCUUCAGUGACCCUGCACAGCCCCGUGACACCAGGCUCUGCUCUUCCCCAAGGCCCCCCUCCCCACUGUCGGUGGGAGAGACACAGGCAUCCGGACCAAGACAAGCAGCAUAGCCUUGGUCACAGUCUAGGGCAGAUGGAAAUGUAAUCCUGAUUUUUUUUUUAAAAAAAG
Molossus molossus (Pallas's mastiff bat) is the source of this 2523-nucleotide messenger RNA. It is a transcript of the gene SH3GL1, whose product is annotated as SH3 domain containing GRB2 like 1, endophilin A2. Gene Ontology annotation, molecular function: protein binding. Gene Ontology annotation, biological process: synaptic vesicle uncoating. NCBI's taxonomy places the organism in Eukaryota, Metazoa, Chordata, Mammalia, Chiroptera, Molossidae. The record is from RefSeq and is a predicted model, not a curated record. Bases 198 to 1304 code for a protein of 368 amino acids. Gene Ontology annotation, cellular component: cytoplasm; presynapse; glutamatergic synapse. The transcript has 10 exons.